Messenger RNA from Echinococcus granulosus, 366 nucleotides. RefSeq lists its product as hypothetical. NCBI's taxonomy places the organism in Eukaryota, Metazoa, Platyhelminthes, Cestoda, Cyclophyllidea, Taeniidae. The coding region runs from base 1 to 366 and encodes 121 amino acids. The transcript has 4 exons. The record is from RefSeq and is a predicted model, not a curated record.
AUGAAUGACUUUCCUAAUGAUCUAAUUAAAAAUCUUCCUCUGAAGUCUUCAACUCGUGUACCCAGUAACUUAUUAAAAAAAGACAGUUCCAAAGAUGGGAUUCCAAGUUUGGAUGACACUUGCCGUACAUCAAAGCAAAGUGGAACUGAGACACUAUCUGUUUUCAAUUUUGGAAAAAGUAUUUUUACAAACGACUCAAAAUUGAUGAAUGUACAAAGCAAGCUCUCACUGGAAUUUGUUGAUGAGAAACAUGAAAAUCUAUUGACUCUAUCUUCGCCGUUUAUCUGGUAUAUUUUCCACUCAUCUCUCUUCUUAUUUCAUCAUUUUCAUAGAAAAGAAAAUUCCCUCCAAAAUUGGCCAUUCUAA